AUGAGCUGCAAGCUCUCUACUGUUGGCCCGAACCUCCCAUGGUGGACGAAGCUACAAGUCGCCCUCGUCUCAAUCGGCUGCGACUCCGUCCGCCGCCCCAGUGGCACGCUCAACCGCCGCCUGGUCUCGCUCGUGGAUCUCAAGGCCGGGCCCAACCCCAACCCCGUCUGCGGAGUCCGGACGGCCGACGUCACCAUCGACCCCGCUCGCCGACUCUGGAUCCGCCUCUUCCUGCCCGCCCCUGACGGCGGCGCCAGGGGAGCGGCGCUGCCCGUGCUCGUUUUCUUCCACGGUGGCGGGUUCGCUUUCCUCUCGGCCGCGUCCCUUGAGUACGACGCCGUGUGCCGCCGAAUCUGUAGCGAGCUCCCCGUGGCCGUAGUCUCCGUCAACUACCGCCUGUCGCCAGAGCACCGGUUCCCCGCCCAGUACGACGACGGGGUGGACGUCCUCCAUUUCCUCGAGUCCAUGGUUGAUGUCCCCGGCGGGGGCCUCCUCCGGGACUUCUUCGAGGCGGCCGACCUCUCCAAUUGCUUCAUUGCCGGCGACAGCGCCGGCGCCAACAUAGCUCACCACGUCGCCCGCCGGUGGAGUGCCGGGGAGCGCCCCCCGCAGGGUCGGAUCAGGCUAGCGGGACUCGUCGCCAUUCAGCCCUUUUUUGGCGGGGAGGAGCGAGUGGACUCGGAGAUCCGCCUCCUUCAUGGGCCCCUCGUGACCACCGACCGCACGGACUGGCUCUGGAAGGCAUUCCUCCCCCACGGCGCCACCCGGGACCACGAGGCGUCGAACCCCGAGGCCGCGGCGGCCGACCUCGGGGACAACUUCCCGCCGGUAGUGGUUAUGGUGGGUGAGUUCGAUCCGCUGCUGGACUGGCAGCUGAAGUACUUCCGGAGCCUGCGGGUGAGGGGGAAGGAGGCGGAGAUCAUCGAGUACGCCGGCGCCAUCCACGCCUUCUACGUCUUCUUCGAUCUCAAGAGCUUGGAGGUGAUGAUCGAAGACUUGAGGGGCUUCAUCCUCCGGCAAACCCGUCGGCCGCAGCGUGGCAGCGCCGUCGACGCGGCAGCUCCGUGA
Spirodela intermedia is the source of this 1068-nucleotide messenger RNA. Lineage: Eukaryota; Viridiplantae; Streptophyta; Magnoliopsida; Alismatales; Araceae. The record is from the annotation of a GenBank genome assembly.